This is a messenger RNA of Anguilla anguilla (European eel), 4242 nucleotides long. RefSeq names its product cadherin-2-like. Gene Ontology annotation, biological process: multicellular organism development; adherens junction organization; blood vessel morphogenesis. NCBI's taxonomy places the organism in Eukaryota, Metazoa, Chordata, Actinopteri, Anguilliformes, Anguillidae. Gene Ontology annotation, molecular function: cadherin binding; calcium ion binding. The record is from RefSeq and is a predicted model, not a curated record. Gene Ontology annotation, cellular component: plasma membrane; lamellipodium; cytoplasm. The transcript has 16 exons. The coding region runs from base 191 to 2914 and encodes 907 amino acids.
CUGGGUGAGACAGGGAGUUGCAGCCUCAGUACCAUAUUGUGAUAUCAGUACGGAGCGGAGAGAGUAGAGGAACGAGGCUGCUUCAUGCUGCUGUCCUUGCCGCCUUUGUUGAACGGAACGUCGUAGCGCAUCGGUCCAAAAAGGAUACAUAAUUAUCACGGAUUCAUAAAGGAGGAGACGAAACAUAUCCAUGUACCCAAACGGGGGCUCGGGAGUGCUUUUGCUGUCGCUCCUGACAGCUUUUCAGAUCUCCACCGAAGGCAGAGGACCCCCCCUGUGCAAGCCUGGAUUUACAGAGGAUGUGUACUACGCAGACAUAUCUGGGGGUGUGACCGAGGGACAGCCUCUCUUCAACGUGAGAUUCCUUGACUGUGGACAAAACAGACGGUUACGGUUCGAGAUCAGUGAUCCCGUCGACUUCCGAAUAGAAGCUGAUGGCCCGGUCUACACUAUCAAGGUUUUUCAAAUAUCAACCAAUGGGAGCACGCAUCUGAUGGUCAAGGCCCAAGAUGUUGACUCUCAGGAGCAGUGGCAGGCGGAGGUGAAGCUAUCCUCAAAGACUGGCGUAAGUCAGCAGGAUGGGCCAGCCACACCUCAGCAAAUCCCGGAGAUCCUAUUUCCACGGCAACAGCAGGCUAAUGGCGGCAGCUUCCUGAAACGCAUGAAGAGAGACUGGGUCAUCCCCCCCAUCAACGUCCCCGAGAACUCCAGGGGUCCCUUCCCCCAGGAGCUCGUCAGGAUCCGGUCCGACCACGAUAAAAGCCGCUCGCUCCGCUACAGCGUCACCGGCCCCGGGGCCGACCAGCCCCCCACCGGGAUCUUCAUCAUUAAUCCAAUUUCGGGAGAAGUGUCCGUGACCAAGCCUCUGGAUCGGGAGCAGAUAUCCAACUUUCACUUGAGGGCUCACGCGGUCGACCUGAACGGCAACCAGGUGGAGAACCCCAUCGACAUCGUAAUCAACGUCAUCGACAUGAACGACAACCGGCCCGAGUUCAUCCACCAGAUCUGGAACGGGACGGUGCCCGAGGGGUCCAAGCCCGGGACCUUCGUGAUGACGGUCACAUCGAUGGACAAGGACGACCCCAAGACGGCCAACGGGAUGCUGCGUUACAAGAUCCUGUCCCAGAAUCCCGACAGCCCCGCCUCCAACAUGUUCACCAUUAACAACCAGACAGGAGGCAUCAUCACCGUGGCAGCAGGGCUGGACCGAGAGAAAGUGCCACAGUACACCUUAAUAAUUCAGGCCACCGACAUGGAGGGGAACCCGAUGUACGGGCUGUCCAACACGGCGACGGCCGUCAUCAAAGUCACAGACAUCAACGACAACCCCCCGGAGUUCACCGCCGACACUUUCACGGGGCAAGUGCCCGAGAACAAGGUGGGCGUGACCGUGGCCAACCUCGCCGUGACGGACAAGGACCAGCCCAACACGCCGGCCUGGAACGCCGUGUACAAGAUCACCGGCGGCGACCCCACAGGCCGCUUCUCCAUCCCCACCGACCCCACCACUAACGAGGGCCUCGUCACCGUCGUCAAGCCAAUUGACUACGAGACCAGCAGGACCUUCGUGCUCACCGUGGUGGCGGAGAACGAGGCGUCCCUGGCCAGGGGCAUCCACCUUCCCCGCCAGUCCACCGCCACCGUCUCCAUCAAGGUCAUCGACGUCAACGAGAGCCCGUACUUCGAGCCCAACCCAAAGAUGAUGAAGAUAGAGGAAGGCCAGCCGGCCGAGACGGUGCUGAACACCUUCACCGCCCAGGACCCGGACCGCUUCAUGACUCAGACCAUACGAUACUCCAAACUGUCCGAUCCAGCGAACUGGCUCAGAAUCGACCCCGCCAACGGACAGAUAUCCACCAUAGCCAUGCUGGACAGGGAGUCGCCAUACGUGAAAAACAACUACUACAACGCCACUUUCCUGGCUACAGACAACGGCGUCCCUCCAGCGAGCGGGACGGGCACUCUGCAGAUCGUCCUGCUGGACCUCAACGACAACGCCCCGCACGUCUUCCCCCCGGACGUGGAAGUGUGCGAGAAGCCCGAGCCGAACGCCAUCAACAUCACCGCCGUCGACCACGACCUCAACCCCAACGCGGGGCCCUUCGCCUUCGAGCUGGCCCUCCGGCCCCCCGACAUCCGCAAGAACUGGACCAUCACCCGGCUGAGCGGUGAUUAUGCCCAGUUGAGCCUGAAGCUGGCGUUUCUGGAGAGCGGCAUAUACGAGGUGCCCAUCAUCAUCACCGACUCGGGGAACCUGCCCAUGUCCAACACGUCCUACCUGCGGGUGAAGGUGUGCCAGUGCGACCACAACGGCGACUGCGCCGACGUGGAGCGCAUCAUCGCGGCGGGGCUGGGCACCGGCGCCAUCAUCGCCAUCCUGCUCUGCAUCAUCAUCCUCCUCAUCCUGGUGCUGCUGUUCGUGGUGUGGAUGAAGCGGAGGGAUAAGGAGCGGCAGGCCAAGCAGCUGCUCAUCGACCCCGAGGACGACGUGCGCGACAACAUCCUCAAGUACGACGAGGAGGGAGGCGGAGAGGAGGACCAGGAUUACGACCUGAGCCAGCUCCAGCAGCCCGACACCGUGGAGCCGGACGCCAUCAAGCCCGUGGGGAUCCGGCGGCUGGACGAGAGGCCCAUCCACCCCGAGCCCCAGUACCCCGUCCGGUCGGCCGCGCCCCACCCGGGCGACAUCGGCGAGUUCAUCAACGAGGGACUCAAGGCGGCGGACAACGACCCCACGGCCCCGCCCUACGACUCGCUGCUGGUGUUCGACUACGAGGGCAGCGGCUCCACCGCCGGCUCCCUCAGCUCGCUCAACUCGUCCAGCAGCGGCGGCGACCAGGACUACGAUUACCUCAACGACUGGGGCCCGCGCUUCAAGAAGCUGGCAGACAUGUACGGCGGCAGCGACGACUAAAUUUAAAAAAAAAUUAAAAUUUAAAAAAAGGAAAGAAGAAAAAAGAGAAAAAGAGAGAGAGAGGAAAAGAAGUGGCUUCGUUUUUUUGGGUGGGGGACGACGACGAGAAAGAACACAACAACAACAACGACAAAAAAAAAAGAAGAUAUAAAAAAUGAUGCUCCCGGAGAGAGAGAUCCGAUGACGGCGAUGGGAAUAUUUUUUAAAAAAAGGAGGAAAUUUGAAAAAGAGGCUGGAAGCGGUCCGCUCGCGCACCCGCGUGUCAGAGGCCUCCGACGCGGCCUCUCCUGUCCGGUUUGUGGUCGAAGGGGCACAUCGGGAGAAGUGACUCUUGUCUGGACGGUCGAUAUUUAGGGCGCUCAGUUACACUUGAAUUUCACAGUACAGAAGCACUGGGAGUUUAUGUGCCUUUUUGUACAACUUUGGAUCUGAAUGAUUAGUUUUAUGUUCAAGGCUUUAAUGGUACUGACGUUUGGAGUGAUCUCAAAACUUAAAGAGAGUAUGUUAAAACUACAGUAUGCUUCUACAUGCUUUUUUUUUGGUUACACCAUACUGCUGUUUGUUGAAAACAAUUAUUUAAAUUACAAAAAAAAAAUAAAAAAAAAUGAAGGAAUAUUUGUUAGCUUGGACGGGAUGAAACAUCUGAAAACAGCAAUGUACAGUUCGCUAGACUUUUAGAUAGUUUUUGUUUUUCACUAAAAAAUUGAAACUUAUGCAGCUGGUUGCAAAGGGAGUCAUACUUCAUAAUUUUGUAGAGGAAUAAGUUUUGUUUUUCUGAAGUGGUAUAGUAUUUUACACAAACAUAUGUAUUUUGUUCUAAUCCAUGUCCACUUUUUUUGCUUAAGUCACCCUCUGAAACUUUGAUUUUCACUUCACUGUAAAGAAAUUGCGUGUACAUAAUGUUUUUUUUUUCUUUCUUCAUCGUUUUCAACGUAGUCUACAAUGUGCAAAAAGUUCAGAACUUGUAAAUGUAUAAUUUGGACUACAGGUUAAAGGUUUUUUGCAUGUUUUUAUCUUUUCACUAUAAAAAAAGGUAUUUCCAAAAUUUAUUUACAAAAAAGACAUUGCAAAACCGGGUGACAUAUAAAGAGUAGAAGGUAAGAGUCUUUUGUAUAAAAAAAAUAAAAUGUGAAAAAAAAAUCUAAUCAGCACAACUGUUUCAAUUUGUACCAAAAAAAGGGGGGUGUUAUGACACCAAUGUUGCUAAUAACAGCUUUAAGACUGGAAAGUUUUGUUUUUUGUCAGAAGGUUUGUGGAUAAUAUUAUGUACCAGAAUACAAGUGACACAUCUCUGAUCCCAACCCUCCAAAUAAAAUGCUAAUUUUGGA